Molecule: messenger RNA, 795 nt
Organism: Impatiens glandulifera
Lineage: Eukaryota; Viridiplantae; Streptophyta; Magnoliopsida; Ericales; Balsaminaceae
Product: WAT1-related protein At2g39510-like
Exons: 5
Coding region: 1-795 (264 amino acids)
Cellular component (GO): plasma membrane
Molecular function (GO): transmembrane transporter activity
Source: RefSeq, a predicted model, not a curated record
AUGGCUUGGUUACUCAGGCUUGAGAAUGUCGAAGUCAAGAAAGUAUGGAGUCAGGCUAAGAUUGUGGGUACCUUAGUGACAGUUGGAGGAGCUAUGAUUAUGACAUUAGUCAAAGGUCCAAACUUGGGCUUACCAUGGACCCAACACCAAGAAACAUAUAAUGUCUCUUCUUCUUCUAAAUCAAACCAAGACAACAACAUCAAGGGCUCUCUUAUGAUCAUAGCUGGUUGUUUCUGCUGGGCUAGUUUCUACAUUUUACAAGCAAUCACCUUGAAAUCUUAUCCAGCUUCACUUUCACUCACGACACUGAUCUGCCUAACGGGAUCAUUACAAGGGACUGUUCUUACACUCUUUGCCCAGAGAGGAAAUGCACAUAUUUGGUCUUUGCACUUUGACUCCAAGCUUUUAGCUGCCCUUUAUGGAGGGGUUAUCUGUUCAGGCGUUAACUAUUAUAUUUCAUUACAAGUGAUGAAGGAGAAAGGACCUGUCUUUGUGACUUCAUUCAACCCUCUCAGCAUGGUCCUUGUUACCAUAAUGGGUUCUUUUUUUCUUUCUGAGCAAAUCAACCUGGGAAGGGUUGUAGGAUCACUUGUAAUAGUUGCUGGAUUAUAUAUGGUCAUGUGGGGUAAAAGUAAGGAAAAAAGGAGCUUAACUAAUAAGCAAGAGAUCAAUCAUAUAGCUCUUGUUGACCUUCUGGACAAUGAUAAAAAUGAAGAAGAUGAGAAAAAAGAGAUUUCAAAAACAGAGGUUAAUAAUAAUUCUGUAAAAGUAUUGUCUAUUGAUGAAGCAGUUUGA